Messenger RNA from Chlorella variabilis, 4124 nucleotides. RefSeq lists its product as hypothetical. Gene Ontology annotation, cellular component: membrane. The transcript has 31 exons. Gene Ontology annotation, molecular function: ATP binding; ATP hydrolysis activity; ABC-type transporter activity. Bases 15 to 4124 code for a protein of 1369 amino acids. Lineage: Eukaryota; Viridiplantae; Chlorophyta; Trebouxiophyceae; Chlorellales; Chlorellaceae. The record is from RefSeq and is a predicted model, not a curated record.
GCUCGCUGUUGGAGAUGGAGAAACGACACAGCUCCUCUUCGAGGAACCGUGACGAGGAUGAGCUAAUUCGCGCCGCACGGCGCCAGCUUCGCCGUCACAAGUCCCACAGACUGUCGACCGUGCAGAAGGGGGCGCUGGCAGACCGAGUGCUGAGCUCGCGGCGUGGCGACGCCCCCUUUGCCACGCGGCUGGGCACUCUGCUGCGUCUGGGGAGGGACUCACGCCCGCUGGCGGCCGUCACUGUUGAGUACCACAACCUCACGAUCGAGGCCGAUGCUCUGGUGGGCAGCGCCGGCAACCCCUCAAUGCUGCAGUCCAGCUUGUCGCUGCUGCGCCUGGCCACCUGCCAGCGCCCGCCCACCGCGCCCCACACCAUCCUGGACAACGUCAGCGGAGUGCUCAGGCCAGGGCGCUGCACGCUGCUGCUGGGGCCGCCCAGCAGCGGCAAGUCGGUGCUGCUGCAGGCGCUCAGCGGCCGGCUGCGCCCGCACCGCGGGCUGCGGAUCAGCGGUACCAUCCAGUACAACGGCCUGCCGCUGGACGCCUUCCAGCCACGUCGUACCGCGGGCCUCGUACAACAGCAGGACAGCCACAUCCCAGAGCUCAACGUGCAGGAGACUGUGGACUUUGCCUUCAAGUGCCACGUGGGGCCAGCUCAGCGGGAGGAAGCCUACACCCGCCUGGAGGCCGCCCGGUGCAAGAUGCAAGGGCUGCGGCGGCAGCUGAGCACGGGAGACGCGGGGCUGGCGGCGGCGGAGGCCGGCGGCGGCGGGCAGGGGCAGGAGGUCGACUGCGCGGCUGGGGCCCCCGCAAAUGGACAUGCCGCGGGCGACGGCGCCACCCGCUCGCCUGCCAGCCCGCCAGACAGCCCAGAGGGGCACCGAACGCCUGAGGCGCCGGCGGCGGGGAGCCCUGGCUGGCGCAGCCCCGCCCCCAGCACUGCGGAUGCUGAGGAGGAGUUUGCUGAUACCAUGCAGGAGGUGGUGGGGCACCGCCUGAUGCCGUACCUCGUCCUGCGCAUCAUGGGGCUCUCGCACGCGGCGCAGACGCUCGUGGGCUCCUCGGAGGCGCGCGGCAUUUCUGGCGGGGAGCGCAAGCGGCUGACGACGGCGGAGAUUGUGGUGGGGCAGCAGCCGGUGGUCUUCAUGGACGAGAUUUCCACGGGCCUGGACUCCGCCACCGCCUACUCGGUCAUCAGGACCUUCAGGCGCGGCACGCCUGGUGCCAGCUGGCGCCUGCUGGCACAGCGUGCCGCGGACGUGUCCCAUGCCCUGGACCGCACCUGCCUCAUCUCCCUGCUGCAGCCCGCCCCCGAGGUCAUCCAGCUGUUUGACGACCUUCUGCUGCUGACUGACAGCCGCGUCAUCUACCACGGCCCGGUCGGGGGCGUGCUGCCGCACUUUGAGGCACGGCUCGGCUUUGUGUGCCCCGCCCGGAAGGACCCCGGAAGCUUCCUGCAGGCAAGGGCCGCGCCGCGCCGCGCUGAGGUGACCACCCCUGCCGGCCAGUGGCUGUACGCGGCCCCCGCCCUGCUGAAACUGUACGGCCUGACAGAGGCGGAUAGGGAGCCUGCCGCACUGCUGGCGGCGCCGCCCACACAGCUGCUGAUGCCUGUGGCGGAGAUGGAGCGGGUGUUCUGGCGGGACACGCCGCCUGGCCUGGCCAUCCUGCGCCAGCUGGAGGAGGACCCUUUCCAGCCCACCGACGCCUCGUCCAGGGCGCUGCAGUUCUCGCCGUAUGGCAACAGCUGGAGGGUGCUGGUGCGGCUGGUGGUGCUGCGCCAGUUCCUGCUCAACCUGCGCAUGAAGACCUUCUACAUCGCCCGCGUGGUCCAGACCAUACUCAUCGGCCUGAUCAGCGCCUCGCUGUUUGCCACCAUCCAGCCGACGCCCGAGGAUGGACGCAACGCUGUGGCCCUCCUUGUGCUGUCUGCCAUCUUCCUCUCCAUGAGCUCCGCGCCCCAGCUGGCAUUCACCCAGGUCUCCAAGCCCACCUUUUACAAGCAGAGGGACAACCAGCUAUUCCCCAGCUGGUCCUUCAGCCUGGCCCAGGUCAUCUGCCAGCUGCCGCAGUCCACCGUGGAAUCCAUCGUCUUUGCCCUGGUCGUGUACUUUAUUGCCGGGCUCACCCGCUCUGCCAGCUGCUUCUUCACUUUCCUCCUCAUCGCCUGGUCCUCAAGCAACUGCCUGGCCGCCCUGUUCCGCCUCAUCGGCUACUCUGCCAAGAACAUGGCUCUGGCCAACAGCUCCGCCAUGCUCUGCCUGCUGCUCAUGAUCAUCACCAACGGCUUCAGCAUCGUCUAUCCCGCCAUACCACCCUACAUGAUUUGGAUCUACUGGAUCAACCCCAUGGCCUGGGCCAUCCGGGCGCUGGUGAUUAAUGAGUUGACGGCGCCACGCUGGCAGGUUGAGGUGGUGCCCGGCGUCACCGUGGGUGACACGAUCAUGGAGCCCUUUGGCUUCCCUCCCAGCCAGGCGUACGUGUGGGGCGGCGUUGGCUUCCUAUGGGGCAGUGUGGCGCUGUACGCGGCGGCGGCGGCGGUGGCGCUGCGCAUCACACACCCGCCGCAGCCGCAGCCCACGGUGCCUGAGGCUGAGGGGCGGGAGGAGACCUCCAAGAACAUCUUCGCCCGCCUGCAGCGCCAGCUGCGCGGCCAGGUGGUGCUCCCCCUCAACACCUCCCUGCGCCGCAUCCUCGUGGUGGCUCCGCAAGAGCGCUCCGGCGCCCCCUCGACCAAGGGAGACGAGGAGGCGCCGCCUCCGCCGUCCAACGGCGGCGUGGCGGCGGGUGCAGCAGCCCUGGCGGCAGCCACGCAGUGCCGGCAGCCGGGGGCAGCUGCGGCUGUAGCUACCAAGCCACAUGAGAAGGUGGUGGUUGCCUUCACUCCCAUCACAUUGGUCUGCCGAGAGCUAAGGUACUACGUGACUGACCCCAGCCACGGCGAGGCGGCGGGUGUGGUGCGGGACAGCGGCGACCGCGAGAUCGCCGGCAAGCUGGAACUCCUGAAGGGUGAGGUCUCCAGAGGGGGCAGCUUGCGAGGCUGGCAGGAGGCGAAACGCUGCCUCCACUCGGUGCCCUGCCGAGUAUGGCCUACCCGCCUGCUUGUCGCUGACUCCAGCUCUCGGGGAGAAACUGACAACUUCUGGUGGCUUGCAAGCCCUGCAGGCAUAUCCUUCUAUGCCCGCCCCGGGGAGCUUACGGCGCUAAUGGGGGGCUCGGGAGCGGGGAAGACAACCCUAAUGGACUGCGUGCUGGGGAGGAAGACAGUGGGGCUGAUGCGAGGCGACAUCCUGGUCAACGGCUACCCCAAGCGCCAGGAUACCUGGUCCCGCGUCUGCGGCUAUGUUGAGCAGCAGGACCUCCACUCCGGCCGGUCCACCGUGGCAGAGUCGCUGAUGUUCAGUGCGCGGCUGCGGCUGCCGGGAGAGAUCCCGCUGGAUAAGGUUUCUCAGCUGGUGGAGGAGACUCUGGAGAUGACUGAGCUCACCCGCCUGCGGCACAGCAUUGUGGGCGAGGGCGAUGGCGGGCAGGGGCUGAGCAUGGAGCAGCGCAAGCGGCUGUCCAUAGCGGUGGAGCUGGUGGCGGCGCCAGCGGUGAUGUUCCUGGACGAGCCCACCAGCGGGCUGGACGCUCGGGCGGCGGCCAUCGUGGUGCGUGCCAUCCAGAAUGUGGCGCGCAGCCACCGCACCGUCAUGGUCACAAUACAUCAGAUGGGGUGCGGGGCUGUGCAUCCCUCCACCGAAAUAUUUGAGUCCUUCGACCAGCUGCUGCUGAUGCAGCUGGGCGGGCGCCUCACCUACUUUGGGCCGCUGGGCUUCGAGUCGCGGCAGCUGAUUGCGUACCUGGAGGGGCAGCCGGGGGUGACCCCCAUCCGGCCAGGCUACAACCCCGCCACCUGGUGGGGCUGCAGGCGUCCUGGCUGCUACCCAUGUAGCCACAUCCAGCAACGCGCCGCACUUUUCAGCGCAAGGAUGCCGAGCCCGGCCCUACACGCACACAACCAGACACUGUUGACGGGAGGUAUUUACAAAGGCAGCAAGAGUAGUAAAUUCGCACUAGAGGCGGCGUUAAAUAGAUCUGGGGUGGAGGAGCAUAUUCCCGGCAUAUACUUGGGAUAUUCCUGA